Xenopus laevis (African clawed frog) is the source of this 1787-nucleotide messenger RNA. RefSeq names its product peter pan homolog L homeolog (gene ppan.L). The record is from RefSeq and is marked provisional. Gene Ontology annotation, cellular component: nucleolus; preribosome, large subunit precursor. Gene Ontology annotation, molecular function: rRNA binding. Gene Ontology annotation, biological process: ribosomal large subunit assembly; rRNA processing. NCBI's taxonomy places the organism in Eukaryota, Metazoa, Chordata, Amphibia, Anura, Pipidae.
UGGGUACCGGAGAAGUUCUUCUGGCAACAUGGGGAAAGAUAAAACCAAGAACCAGAAGAAGCAGAGGGCAGCUGCCAAUCACAAUGCAGAGGAAGACUUUAAUGCCGUACCCCACUCGUUUGUCUUCCACCGAGGGCAGAUUGGAAAGAAUGUGCAGCAGCUGAUUAUGGAUGUCCGGAGAGCCAUGGAGCCCUUUACUGCCCGGACUCUAAAGGUUCGGAAGAAGAACACACUGAAAGACUUUGUGGCAGUGGCGGGGCCCCUAGGAGUUACACAUUUCCUGAUUUUCACCAAAAACUCAGCCAAUGUCAAUUUUAAAUUUGUCCGCUUGCCCAAAGGACCUACGCUAAGUUUCAAAGUAACUCAGUAUUCUCUUAUAAAGGACGUGGUCUCCUCUCUGAAGAAGCACCGGAUGCACGAGGAGCAGUUCACUCACCCUCCCCUACUGGUGCUCAAUAACUUCGGCACACAGGGAAUGCAAGUCAAGCUGAUGGCCACCAUGUUCCAGAAUAUGUUUCCCUCCAUAAAUGUGCACAAGGUUACCCUAAACACCAUCCGGAGGUGCAUCCUAAUUAACUACAAUGAUGAAACUCAGCAACUGGAGUUCAGGCAUUACAGCCUGAAAGUGGUACCAGUCGGGAUGAGUAAAGGAAUGAAGAAACUCCUCCAGGAGAAAUUUCCCAACAUGAGCCGGUGGGAGGACAUCAGUGAACUCCUGGUAAAAGGAGCCAACCUCUCUGAGAGUGAAGCUGAGCAGGACGGAGACCACAACAUAACGGAACUGCCGCAGGCGUGCGCUGGGCGCGGGAACAUGAAGGCUCAGCAGAGCGCUGUAAGACUGACCGAGAUUGGCCCCCGGAUGACUUUGCAGCUGGUGAAGAUAGAAGAGGGUCUAAGCGAUGGCAAAGUGUUGUAUCACAACUUCAUUCAGAGAACAGAAAAGGAGAUCAAGGCCUUAUUGGAAAGCAGGGAAAAGAAAGUCCGACAGAAGAAAGAGAGAAAGAAGAAGCAGGAGGGAGACGUGGAACGCAAGAAGAAACUGAACGAGGAGAAUAAGAAGCGCAGUUUAGCCGGAAUGAAGAGGAAGCGCGGGGACGAGGAGGGCAGUGACAGUGAAGUGGAGGAUCCUGGGACAAUGGGAGAGCAGGAUCCAGCUAACCAAUCAGAAGAUGAUGAUGCCGAGUAUUACAGACAGGAAGUUGGAGAGGAGCCAGAUAAAGAUCUCUUCCUCCACAGCAAUAAGAAAAAGUUCAGCCACAAACCUGGGCCCCCCAGGAAGAAAUUCAAAGGGUCCGGAAGAGAGAAGCCAAAAUCCGACACAAGAGGGUGGCACGACCGGCCUCACGGCAGCAAAUCCCCCGUCAAGAAACGUGGCGCCAACGUGGGAGGGAAAGACUUCAAAUCUGGUUUCAAACGGAAAGGACAGAAAUUCCAAAGAAAAGGAACUGAACACAAUCCCCAACAUGAUGGUAAAAAGUUCUCCAGCAGCAAAAAAGGGUUUGGAUCUAAGAGCCCCAGGCCGGGCCAGAAACCCAGAGGGCCGGGCCAGAAACCCAGAGGGCCGGGCCAGAAACCCAGAGGGCCGGGCCAGAAACCCAGAGGGCCGGGCCAGAAACCCAGAGGGCCGGGCCAGAAACAGGCAGAUAAGAGGGGCAAACCCUUCAAGCAGAGGAGAAAAUGACCCGAUCGGAAGAAUCUGAUGGACUCCUUGUAAAUAAGAGUAUAAUUAUGUGCCCCUCUCUUUGCAUUUUGUAAUAGAGCUCUGGAAUAAAACUUCUUGACUGUUA